This is a messenger RNA of Molossus molossus (Pallas's mastiff bat), 1223 nucleotides long. RefSeq names its product G protein subunit alpha transducin 3 (gene GNAT3). The coding region runs from base 124 to 1188 and encodes 354 amino acids. The record is from RefSeq and is a predicted model, not a curated record. Gene Ontology annotation, cellular component: photoreceptor inner segment; photoreceptor outer segment; heterotrimeric G-protein complex. The transcript is spliced from 8 exons. Gene Ontology annotation, molecular function: G-protein beta/gamma-subunit complex binding; GTPase activity; GTP binding. Gene Ontology annotation, biological process: sensory perception of sweet taste; detection of chemical stimulus involved in sensory perception of bitter taste; adenylate cyclase-modulating G protein-coupled receptor signaling pathway. NCBI's taxonomy places the organism in Eukaryota, Metazoa, Chordata, Mammalia, Chiroptera, Molossidae.
AGAAUCUUAGAGCUUGAGGGAACGGGCUGUUGGGUGCAUUAGCAGAGAAUUGCUUGUGCAUCCUACACUCAAACCAGAGCUGUGCUCCACAUCUGAAAAAGUUUGGGCAAAUAAACUGACGUGAUGGGAAGCGGACUUAGUUCAGAGAGUAAAGAGUCAGCCAAAAGAUCAAAAGAACUAGAGAAAAAGCUUCAGGAAGAUGCUGAGCGAGAUGCAAGAACUGUAAAGUUGCUGUUAUUAGGAGCUGGAGAAUCUGGAAAAAGUACUAUCGUUAAACAAAUGAAGAUCAUCCACAAGAAUGGUUACAGUGAGCAAGAAUGCAUGGAGUUCAAAGCAGUAAUUUUCAGUAAUACAUUGCAAUCUAUCCUAGCUAUUGUGAAAGCCAUGACUACCCUUGGGAUUGAUUAUGAAAAUUCUAGAAGUGCAGAAGACCAGCGACAACUUUGCGCAAUGGCAAAUACCAUAGAAGAUGGCACAAUGACGCCUGAACUGGCGGAGGUAAUAAAACGGCUGUGGGCAGAUCCAGGAAUUCAGACCUGCUUCGAAAGGUCGUCAGAAUAUCAGCUCCAUGACUCCGCAGCUUACUACCUUAAUGAUUUGAACAGAAUAACAGUUCCUGGAUAUGUCCCAAAUGAGCAAGAUGUUCUACAUUCCCGAGUGAAAACAACUGGAAUUAUCGAAACUCAAUUCUCCUUUAAAGACCUGCAUUUCAGAAUGUUCGAUGUAGGUGGACAGAGAUCUGAGAGAAAGAAAUGGAUUCACUGCUUCGAAGGAGUUACAUGCAUUAUAUUCUGUGCAGCACUUAGUGCCUAUGACACGGUCCUAGUGGAAGACGAAGAAGUGAACAGAAUGCAUGAAAGCCUUCACCUGUUCAACAGUAUCUGUAAUCACAAGUACUUUGCAACCACCUCCAUUGUCCUGUUUCUCAACAAAAAAGAUCUCUUUCAAGAAAAAGUAACCAAAGUUCAUCUUAGUAUCUGUUUUCCAGAGUACACUGGGCCAAAUACAUUUGAAGAUGCAGGGAACUACAUCAAAAAUCAGUUUCUAGACCUGAAUUUAAGAAAAGAAGAUAAGGAAAUUUAUUCUCACAUGACCUGUGCUACAGAUACCCAAAAUGUCAAGUUCGUGUUUGAUGCAGUUACAGAUAUAAUAAUCAAAGAGAAUCUGAAAGAUUGUGGGCUUUUCUAAUUAAUCUUUUUUCCUUCCAUUCUUGUUAAUGUAUG